GGGGAGAAAGAAACCAUGCAGAACCUGAACGACCGCUUGGCCUCCUACCUAUCCAAGGUGCGGGCUCUGGAGGAGGCCAACAGUGACCUGGAGCUCAAAAUCAAAACCUGGUAUGAGAAAUCGGCGUUGCACGCCGACGGAGGCCUCCGCGACUACAGCAAAUACCACACCACUAUUCAGGACCUUCGAAAUAAGAUCAUUGCUGCGAGCGUCACAAAUGCCAGCAUUAUCCUGCAGAUAGACAAUGCCAGGCUGGCUGCAGAUGACUUCAAAAUGAAGUAUGAAAACGAGGUGUUCCUCCGCCAGAGCGUUGAGGCAGACAUCAAUGGUCUGCGCAAAGUCCUUGAUGAACUGACUCUGUCCAGGAGCGACCUAGAAAUGCAGAUUGAGACCCUGACUGAAGAGCUGGCUUACCUCAAGAAGAACCAUGAAGAGGAAAUGAAAAGUUUGCAAGGCAUGACCUCCGGGAACGUCAAUGUUGAAAUGAACGCUGCCCCAGGAAUUGACCUAACUAAGAGUAAGGAACUGAACGUGAUGAUCAACGUGAGUGCCAAGGAGACCAGCACCAACAAGAAUGAGAUCACAGAUUUGAAACGCACCCUUCAGGCUUUGGAGAUAGACCUGACAUCUCAACUUGCUUUGAGGCAAUCGCUGGAAGCCACCUUGGCGGAGACAGAAGGCCGCUACUGUGCCCAGAUCUCCCAGAUGCAAGGGUUGAUUGGCAACGUGGAGACCCAAGUACAACAAAUCAGGGAGGACAUGGAAUGCCAAAAUGCAGACUACAGGCAGCUGCUGGAUAUCAAGAUCCGCCUUGAGAAUGAGAUUGAGACUUACCGACAUCUGAUCGAUGGAGAAGUAAGUGCAUCUGGACACGGAGGUAGCAAAGAUCUGGGAUCAAAAAAUGUGGGGUCUGCAACAGCUGCAGGAUUAAGAGGCUCAGAAUCUGCUGCAAGAGGCACUGGGUCUGGCACAGACUCCAGUGGCAGAGGAACUGCUGGUGGGAACACGCAUUCUGCAUCCAAAGAAAAAGAAUCAAAGAAAACGAGAGUGAUCAAAACCAUCAUUGAGGAAUUAGACGAGCACGGGCGAGUAACUUCCUCCAAGGUUCAGUCUGUUAAAGAAAGCACGGUUAUAUAAACAUCAAGAUUUUAUCCAGAAACACUUUCCUGCUUCUGGAAAU
Molecule: messenger RNA, 1180 nt
Organism: Podarcis muralis (Common wall lizard)
Lineage: Eukaryota; Metazoa; Chordata; Lepidosauria; Squamata; Lacertidae
Source: RefSeq, a predicted model, not a curated record